Pseudozyma flocculosa PF-1 is the source of this 1059-nucleotide messenger RNA. RefSeq lists its product as uncharacterized. The record is from RefSeq and is a predicted model, not a curated record. The coding region runs from base 1 to 1059 and encodes 352 amino acids. The transcript has 5 exons. NCBI's taxonomy places the organism in Eukaryota, Fungi, Basidiomycota, Ustilaginomycetes, Ustilaginales, Ustilaginaceae.
AUGGUCACGGCACACGACCUUGUCAGAUCCCGCGGAGCCCUGGCACGGAUACCGGGCCCGACCCGCUUCCUCCCGCAGCCACACUGCGCCGCGGCGCCGCUAUCCAGUCUCGCUCGGAAACCGAACCAGGCGCCCGGGACUGGACAAGAUGGCCCAUCCGAGGAAGCGAAACGGGGACAGGGGGAAGAGCAGGCCGAGCUCGAGCUCACGCAGCGGCUGCGCGAGGCAAUCGGCCCCUUGGAGGACCGCUGGGACGGUAGCCCGUUUCUCCAGAUCCUCUCGACCCCGCUUCGCCGAUGUGCCCUUACUGGCCACGUCUUGCCAAAAGAUCUGAUGAUGCAGCUCAAGCCUGUGCGCCUGCCCAAGACGGCUUCCGCACACGAUGGCGGCGGCGGCGGGAGCAGCGCCGGCGAGGGAACAAAGAAGAAGCAGGACCGGUCAAACCAGGUCAUCCUACCCGACCAGCUGCUCCACCCACGCUUCAGCCAGCGCAAGCUCGGAAAGGGGAUGUGGGUCACGCUGCACAAGACCAUCCUGGAAGCCGUAGAGAGCCAAGGAGCGUACAAGCCAAUGGCGCCGCAGGCGAGGUUCCCGCCCAACCUGUCCGACUUCAUCACGGCGCAGCUGCAACAGCGGGUGGUGCAAGAGGCCGCGCUGAUGAAGAGCCGGAUCUGCACGCGCCGCCGCCAGGACGUCGUCGAGACGUUCUCGCAGCUCCAGAGGGACCACCGUCGCACUGGCCACCAGCGCGGCAUGACGGUCAUCAAGACGACAUCGAGGGAUGAAGCUCGACGGCUCCUCGCUUCGUCCAUUGAGAAUGACGACGACGACGACGAGGGGCUGCAACGGCGUCUCGAUGCCGUCUCCUCGUUCGAGGCUUCUUGCCUCGACGACACCGUCGCACCCGCGCCGACGCGCCCGGAUGCGGGGGCAGAUGCCCAUCCCAGGACCAGCGACGACAACGAUGACGACGUCGGCGGAUACGUGCUGCGGCAAUGUGCGGAGACCGUCGAUGUCGCUGUUGCACUGUGGAGACUCAGAAUAUGGAUCGAGUCCUAA